CACGUAAUCAAAAUUAUUCACCACGGGGAAGCGCAUCGGGGCUUUAUCUACCGAAUCUCGAAAGCCUCUCUCUCUCUCUCUCGCUCUUAGAUUACUUCAAUUGUUACGUUUCAGAUUUGACGCAAAUUUUAUAGACAAGGGCACACAAUGCAGGCAUCAAGGGCAAGGCUUUUCAAGGAAUACAAAGAGGUGCAGCGGGAGAAAACAGCUGAUCCAGAUAUUCAAUUAGCUUGUGAUGAUUCAAAUAUAUUCAAAUGGACUGCUCUUAUCAAGGGACCAUCAGAGACUCCUUAUGAGGGUGGUGUCUUCCAGCUUGCUUUUGCUGUUCCUGAGCAGUAUCCUUUGCAACCUCCCCAAGUGAGGUUCUUAACAAAAAUUUUCCAUCCAAACGUUCAUUUUAAGACAGGAGAGAUUUGCCUUGAUAUCUUGAAAAAUGCAUGGAGCCCAGCUUGGACACUCCAAUCUGUUUGUAGGGCUAUAAUUGCUUUGAUGGCCCACCCGGAACCUGACAGUCCACUUAAUUGUGAUUCAGGUAAUCUUUUACGCUCCGGGGAUAUUAGAGGAUUCCAGUCCAUGGCAAAGAUGUAUACUAGGCUGGCAGCCAUGCCCAAGAAAGGCUGAAUUGCUCAAGUGCUGUUCGUUCUCCUAGCAUUGAGUGCAGUGUUGCUUCUAUUGUGCAAAGAAACCUUAAAUGCAAUUGAUGCCAGAUGGCAAUUGUUUCUUGUUAUUUUUCUUUUUCGUAGCACAUGUAAUAUGCUUACAAGUGAAUGUUAUCUUGGGUAUGAAAAUCUCCAAAACUGAAAGUGGUCGGAUUUUGUCACAGCCAUAUUUUGUAGAGAAUAUAUAUUGCAAAAAUUUGGAUAUAAGGACUGUGAGCCAGUAUA
Molecule: messenger RNA, 884 nt
Organism: Quercus lobata
Lineage: Eukaryota; Viridiplantae; Streptophyta; Magnoliopsida; Fagales; Fagaceae
Gene: PEX4
Product: peroxin4
Exons: 6
Coding region: 148-621 (157 amino acids)
Source: RefSeq, a predicted model, not a curated record